Molecule: messenger RNA, 2314 nt
Organism: Drosophila grimshawi
Lineage: Eukaryota; Metazoa; Arthropoda; Insecta; Diptera; Drosophilidae
Exons: 5
Coding region: 404-1822 (472 amino acids)
Source: RefSeq, a predicted model, not a curated record
AUUUGCACGCGCUUACGCCGGUCGCGCCAAACGAGAGCUUAGACCCGGCAGCUAUUGCGCUUAUGAAAAGUUUCAAACGGAACAACGGAAACUGCAACGGGCGAGCAGGCGAGCGAGCGAAGGAGGAGUGACAUAGAGAGAGAGAGAGAGAGAAAAUGAGCGAUGUUAGAUUGUAGAAUUGAAACGUGAAACGUGAAACUGAAACAGAACACGCGAAAUAGCAGUAAACAGGUGCCACUGGAACGCAGGGGCUGAACCAAAACUCACCAGAAACCGGAACGGAACGGAACAUUUUUAAUUUUGCCAGUACUACUACGACCAUUAGUACUACUACUAUGCUUAGUUUGCGAUAAGUUUGAAAAGCCAGACAGCCAGCCAGCCACAACAACGGAUAGCACACAAAAUGCGAAAUAUAAUCAAAAAUCUGAAGGAUCCCACCACCACCAGUGUGGUGCUACUUUAUUGGUUGCUCUGGCUGUGCACCACAGCGACGACAGCAACCGCAUUGCCAAAGGUCAGCUGCACCGAUCACGACACAACAAUCACAUGCGAUUGCAACAACGAUGAGCAGCCGCUGGUAUUGCCGCAGUUGCAUGGCACCGUUUACCAGGUGAAAAUACGCAAUUGUCGCGACUUGACCGUGGAGCCAAAUGCUUUGGAUAACACAGAGGGUCUGCGCAAGAUCAGUUUCCAGCAUCUUGAUAAGCUGGUGCUCAAGAAGAACGCUCUCAGUGUCUCGCGUGAGAGCAACAAGGCUUUAAUUGUCGAAUUCGAGUUGGUUAAUUUUCAGUUAAUUGACUCGCAUGCGAUUAGCGGCAACAUUGAGGAGAUCUCAUUUACCGGUGGACGCAUCGAACAGAUGCAUCCAUUUGGAUUUACCACCAUCAAGGAUAGUGCCAUAUUACUCAAGCUCGACGGUGUUACCAUAAAUCACAUCGAAAGUCAGGCCUUUAAGAAGUUUGCCGUGGAGAAGAUGACAAUUGUUAAUUGCAAUUUCAUUGGCAAUCUGCCGACGCGCGCCUUCUACGAGCUGGAGGUGAGAAAUGAGCUGGCGAUGCUCAACAAUCAGUUCCAGGAGCUGCACUCGCACGCCUUCUCCUUCAAGCUCAUCUCAAAGCUGAGCCUGAACGAGAAUCGCUUUGCGGCCGUCGACGGGGAGUGGCUGGAGGCGUACAUUCGCGACGCGGUCGCAUUGCGUAACAAUCAGUUUGGUGCCACCAGCGAUAUUGCGUUUCGCAGCCUGGGCGUUCAUCGCGACUAUCAGCUGAGCGAGCGGCUGGAGUUGCGCUUCCACAACAACACCGUGCGCAGCGUACUGCCGCCGUCGAGCAGUGCGCAUGGCGCUGACAUGGCUGUGGCAUCACCACCGCCACAGCCGCUAAGAUUUGAUGAGCGUUUCGCGCUCAGCAUUCGCCAGCUGCACUACGACAACGAAUGGGACUGUGAACAGCUGGACAUGAGCGCCCAGCCGCCGCAGCCGCGCAUCGAAUUCUUUCGCCAGCACAGCGAACAGCUGCUCUUCCGAGCAACGGCAACUGCAACUGCAACAGCAACAGAUGGUGGAGGAGCUGUUGCUUUUGUGCCGAUGCGCCAGCUGAUUGUGGAUCAGUGUCAGCGUACUAAUUAUACAGCAUAUAUUGUGUUGGGCAGCCUGCUGUUGGCGCUGCUAAUAGUGCUUCUGUUGCUGUUGCUGUGGUGGCGACUCGCACAGCGGCGACGACGUCGCAAACUGGACGUGGUGCAACCGGAACCGCGCACCUACAAGGAGACGCAGAUUGUAUACCAAAUCGAGAAUGCUGGCCUGCUCAAGACUGAUUUGUAAAGCUACACAAAGCACACACACACAAACACUCACACACAAACUCACACACAUACACAAACACUCAUAUACACACACACACACACAGCCGAAAGACGCUAGCUGAAGCGAAGUGGCAUGCAGCAGCAGCACAACCAGCACCACCAAGAAGAACCACCAAGAGUGACCUUUCGUUGUACCAAAUUGUUAGCUUACGUUUAGUAAUGUCUAUGAAGUAAUCGUGUAACGUUAUCUAUCAUCGUAUCUAUAACAUUGUAUCUAUGUUUAUCAUAUAAAGAGAAAACAGGAGAAAUGAUCUAAGCUGUAAAUAAGAACUAUGACUCUUGCAAAUAUUUUGCACUCGUGAUUCAUCUCUAUUCCAAAUUAAUAGCACAUACAAUGAAUGUUAUCUUAAGGAGCAGUGAAUCAUUUACUUUUGGACCUGCUAGCUUCGAUUCACAGCUACAUAUUCAAUUUUAAGCCCAAUUAUAAACUAUGAUAAUAACUCGAAUCGAA